Molecule: messenger RNA, 503 nt
Organism: Solanum tuberosum (potato)
Lineage: Eukaryota; Viridiplantae; Streptophyta; Magnoliopsida; Solanales; Solanaceae
Exons: 2
Coding region: 141-347 (68 amino acids)
Source: RefSeq, a predicted model, not a curated record
GUAGGUCUUUCCCGUUUAGAAAAUGAAGUCAUCAAAAUCAUAAAUUUGAGUGUGGGUGCUUCAAAAAGAAGCUUAAAACAACUUAACGAGCUCUUUCUUUGUACUUUGGAAACGAUCGUGUGGCGUAAGAGUAAAAGGAUAUGAAGGGCGGCGAGGAAUUAGGCAUGAGCAGUAAUGGCAAAAGCGAAGUGAAGAAGAUGACAAAACCCCCUUUCAGACUGGCCAAAGAUGACACAAAGCCACUUCUUCAAGACCCAAUACUGAGAUCAGACCCAAUUGAGACUGAGGAAGCUCUGUUGCGGUUGCCUCCUUUUCCAAUUUCUAAACCCAAAUCUCAAACCCAGUGAUUUUUUUUAAAUUUUGUAUCUGAUAUUACUCAAUUUAUUUGGGCAAAAAUUGUGUUUCUUCUAUGAAAUUUGAGUGUUCCGCAAAAUCCCUUUUUACCCAAUGUAGAACAACUGUAUAUUCUCUGCACAAAAUAUUACUAGUCCUUUGAUUUCUCU